AUGCAUCAGCACACAAGAAAAUCCUCUCCAGCAGUAGCUAUCAGACACAGUUCAACUACGGAAGUACGGCGGCCGCUUCCUGCUCGGCACCGACCUCGUCGGCACUGUUUUCAGAACUGGAGCACUUGUUGGGAGACUCUGAGUCGCAGCAGGAUAAAUGUUGACAUUCAGGUGUUGUUUGUUGGUAACCGUCUGGUGUUAGGCUCGACGGUCAGCUUGAACGGGAUUCCUUGGGCAAACGGUACGACGAUGGACCCGACGAAUCCGAGUGCAGCAGCAACAGCAUCCGGAGGGGCUAUACUACCAACAUGUUCGACCAUAUCGUCCGCCAGUUCACAGAUGCACCACCCAAAUCCUGCGUUCGGUGCGAUCGGUGGGGUCGCAUCCGGUCACGGGGCCACCGGAAGUGGAUCCGGCGGCGGCGGAGACCACGCGUCGAGCCUGCUCAGUCCGACCCUGCUGUCACCGGGGACGAACACCGGCACGGCUUCGAUUGCGACCUCGCGUGACGAGGAGGACGACUCCAGCAAUCAGGCGUCGUCUGGCAGCAAGGGUUCCGGCCAGCGUUUCAGUCGUGGUUCGUCCCGCACACCACCGAAGGUGCGCACCUCGCUGGUGUCACGUACGAACAGUGCGGACGGAUGCCAUCCGGGUGGUUACCAGUCCACCCAGCAAUGCACCACCAGCAGUCGAGCUGGGCUCGUCCGGCGCACGACCGUGCCGGGCCACUAUCAAUCAAUUGACCGUAGCCACAGCUUCAACGACCAUGAUCACGAUGCGAUGUCCCGAUGGUAUCAGUACCAUCAGCAGCGACACCCGCUGUCCCGCACCGGCAGCCGCACCGGCAGCCGCACCGGCAGUGCCCCGCGUGCCGGCCAUCGCCGACGGUACUCGCUGCGGGACGACGACAGCAUGCCGACCGGCCUGAAUCGCAUGGUCUCGUUCGAAAGCGUUGGUGGGCAGAGUUCCUGCAGCGGGUUGCUCACGCGCCACCGUGUCAGCCAUCCGUCCGUGGCGUCUUCAUCGUUCGAUCAGUUCGAGCCGGUGAUUGGUGCGCUCGGGAGUCGCCAACCAUCGUACCAAUCGCACCAGCAGGAUGAGCAGCCGUCCUCGCAGCACCAGCAGCAACAACAGCAGCUCAGCAAAUCCAUCUCCAAUGGCACGACACGGGGCGCACAGAGCUGGAAGAAUCUACGCGCCGUCAUGGCGUACUACUGUUCGCUGCGGAAAAUUAAGAGGAACGGUUCGAACCAACGAUGGAUGAAGUUGCGCACGACGGUACAAAUUUCCUCUGCCAUGCAGAAGAAACCACCUCUCAAGCGGGAGGACUCCUUCCUGAAACGGUUCUCCACCCGCCAGAUACCGGAGGCACAGGAAACGGUGGAAGAUACCGGGUCCGAGGGUGCGACUGAUGCGGAGAAAACGGUUCGACGAAGGCGUCGGUUCGCGAAGAUACCGCGCACGGUCGUGAAUCCGGACGAGAACUUCUACUUCUACUGGCUCAUGCUGGUCACGAUCAGCAUACUGUACAACCUCUGGACGCUGAUCGUGCGCCAGAGCUUCCCGGAGCUGCAGAGCAAUGCGAGCCGCUUCUGGCUGUCCUGUGAUUGCCUCACCGAUAUAGUAUUCAUCUUCGACGUGGCGGUACAGCUGCGCACCGGCUACCUGGAGCAAGGUCUGAUGGUGUACGACUCGCGGAAGCUGGCCGGACACUAUUUACGAUCGCGCGCUUUUCUCCUAGAUUUGGCGGCGCUAGUGCCGCUGGACAUUUUACAGUUCCGGUUGGGCAGCCAGCCGAUGUUACGAUUUCCGAGGUUUUUCAAAGUCUAUCGAGCGGUCAAGUAUUACUACAUCGUAGAGAGUCGCACCGUGUGGCCUAACCUGUGGCGCGUAGUCAACCUGAUCCACAUACUGCUUAUACUCGCCCACUGGUUCGGGUGCUUCUACUUCCUGCUGUCCGAGGCAGAGGGCUUCCAGGGCGACUGGGUCUAUCCGUACCGGCCGGGAGACUACGCGACGCUCACCCGCAAGUAUCUCGGCAGCCUGUACUGGUCGACGCUGACCCUCACGACGAUCGGUGAUCUGCCCACGCCGGAAACGAAUGCCGAACCGUCACAAUCGGCGGACGGCCCUAGAUCACUUCCCAGGCGCGGCCUCAAAUCCAGACUGCUGCAGUUCAACUCGUCUCGAGGAUACGUAUUCACGAUAGUUAGCUACCUGAUCGGUGUCUUCAUCUUUGCCACCAUCGUAGGGCAGGUGGGCAACGUCAUCACGAACCGAAAUGCCAACCGGUUGGAGUUUGAACGGCUUCUGGACGGUGCGAAGACGUACAUGCGACACCACAAGGUGCCUGGCGGUAUGAAGCGGCGCGUACUCCGAUGGUACGAUUACAGCUGGUCACGCGGCCGGAUACAGGGCGGCGGUGACAUCAACACCGCGCUCGGUCUGCUACCGGACAAGCUGAAAACCGAACUGGCCUUACAUGUCAAUUUAAGCGUGCUGAAAAAGGUGACAAUAUUUCAAGAGUGCCAGCCAGAGUUUCUGCACGAUUUGGUGCUGAAAAUGAAGGCCUACAUCUUCACGCCGGGUGACUCGAUCUGCCGGAAGGGUGAGGUCGCCCGGGAGAUGUUCAUCAUUGCCGACGGCAUCCUGGAGGUGCUGAGCGAAACCGGCAAGGUGCUGACCACGAUGAAGGCGGGCGACUUUUUCGGUGAGAUCGGCAUCCUUAACUUGGACGGAUUGAACAAACGGACAGCCGAUGUGCGUUCGGUCGGCUACUCGGAACUGUUCUCGCUGUCCCGCGAAGACGUCCUGACCGCGAUGAAGGACUACCCGGAAGCACAAGAGAUCCUGCAGACGCUGGGUCGGAAAAGACUGAUGGAGGUGCGCUGCGUCAAUAAGAAGCACGCCAACAAGCACGCCGCUAAGGAACAUGCCGGUGAUCGUAGCUCAAAUACCCACAAUAACCAAGGUGAUAGUAGUGAUAAUAGUGCCUCAAAACGUAUCGUAGAUAAGCUUAGGAGUGAUGUUAAGGGACUGAAGAAUGUGCUGCGCAAGUCCAGGACGGGAACAACCAGACGUAGCAAUGAAUCGAUCGAGAUGCAGCCACUGCACGGGAACGCAACCUCGGGUGGCGGUUCGGGCGGUGCUGGCAGCGGGGGCAGCGGUGGAAGCGGUGGCAACAAAACGCCCAAAACGAUGCUGAAGCGCAUGCCGCGCGUCAAAUCGGACGACAUCCAGACGGAGGACGAGGGCAAGGACACUGACAAGGUGCCGAGCCCGAUCGGGGCCGGGCUUCCACUGCUGCAACGGCUCCGGCUGCUCAAGGAAAAACAAGAUCGCGAAGAACGGGCCGCGAAGGCUACUGCACAAAUAAUUUCACCGCCGCAUACUCACGUAACCUCUGCCAUAUCACCACAGGAAUCGAUACAGGAAGAACCGGAACCGGAAGUGAUCGGCGCUGGGUUGCCGCUGAUGCAAAGACUGAAAUUGCUCAAAGCGAAAGAGGAUCGGCUAGCGAAGGAAAGCCAAUCGAAGCUGCAAGUGACAUCGAACCAAACGUCUAGCUCGCCAUCGAUAGUGCAGAGCAUGAGUCCGACGUCUCCCACGGUAAAGGCACCGCCGAGCCCGAUCUUGAACACGACGGGUGUGGCAGGCCACCAUGCCAAACCGACGAUGCGCGUGUCCUUCAAGGACCGAAUUCGCAGUCUGCACCAUCAGGAUUCGAAGCAUCACGGUGACUCGAAACCAGCCUCGGUACCCGGUACGAUACACGAGAUCACCGACAUGAAGCAGCAACUGAUCCAGAAUGUGGUGGCACACGGUAAAGCGGGGGCGCAGCAGCAGCAGCAUCAACAACAACAACACCAUCCGGCCAAGCCGUCCACCGCGCAAUCCCUUAAGGAUAAGAUACGCUCGCUGGGCCAUCUCAAAGGGGACGAUCAGCUGAAGCCCUGGUCCAAGCUGAAGCUGGCGACGGUGGUGAGUCUCGGUGGCAGUUACACGAGCCUCAACAAUGCUGCAUCCGAGGAGUCACCGAUACUGAAACAGUCUAAGCGCAACCGCCUCAAAACUUCCAUUCCGGCUGAUCUCAACCUCAAUUCGCUCGUCUCGAUGACGCCUCCGCCGAUUUCGUCUGCUCCCCCCACAACCUGUGCUCCUCCGACGUCGUUCUUGCCGAACAAGAUCCUGUCCUGUGCAGCGGGAGAAGCAGCCUCCGUCAGCGAUAGCGAAGUGGCAAGCGGAAGUCGAACGCACCGAACCUCUACUGCAUCGAGUUCCGCGAGGACUGUUCCGGCCAGGGUGCGCAUGAAACCGAAGCCAAUAAAGCUGGUAUCAAGCGAACCGAAGAGCUACCUCUCGAUCGACGACCUGUCGCCCGAGUACUGCGGUUUACCCUUCGUAAAAAAGCUAAAGAUCCUGAACGAGCGCCAGAAGCUGGCCGAGCUGGAGUCGGCCAUCAAAACGCGCAGCCUUAGUCUCGACUGUACGGAUUCGAAUACCAGCACCGCCAGUACGCACGACCUGCUGGACCAGCUGACGCGCAGCCAGAGCGAGGGUUCCGGUAUGGCGCACACGGUCCGCUCGAAAAGCGAAUCGCCCAAGCGAUCCGACUCGAACGGCCUGCUGCCACUGAGCCCCGAGUCGAACGAAACGCUCGAGCGGCGCCAGCUGAAGAGCAUACUGAAGAAGCUGUCCGAGGACAAGGCAGCGCUGGAACAACGGCCGACCCGCGACCUCAAGAAGCUGAUGCGAGCACAGACGGUCGAAGGGUACGUUGCCAGACACAGCAAAUUCGCCAAAAGCGUCACCUUCCAUAGGAACACACUCUCUAGCCCUCCCAGCAGUGCUGCCCAGUGUGACUCUAUUGAAGAACGUAGUCUUUUUCCCCUUCUUAGCGCACAAACGGCCACCGGCACUGCACCGGGUGUGCCGCAUUCCAUAUCCACGGCACCGCUGACCUCGUCGCAUGCUGACGACCGUCUGCCGGUGGCCACCACCUCCAUCGAACAGGAGCACGAACGCUACUAUCAGGUGCUCCACGAGGAGCACCACCAUCACGCAGAGCACCACCGGGAGGAACAUCGUCAGUACCAUCGGAUAUCUCCCACAGGGCUGCCGGGACCUGAAGGGCCGGGCCGAACGGUGGGCGAUGAAGAUACGCGCAACGCACUGGCGGUCAUCAGCAAUGGUGAUGCGCACCGGGGCUUUCCUUACGAUCCGCACGUCGAUCCGGACAUCGAUCUCGAUCCGGAUGGUGCGGAUCCGACACACAGGUCGUCUCUCUCCGCCCUGGCCAGCCAGCGCAAACUUAUCAAAGGUUCGCUGGAGGAGCAGGAGUUUUUCGGCGAGGUGCUGCUGGGCAUCAAGCAGGUCAUCCAGACGCAUAUGAAGGAGAUACAGGUGAAGUUUCAGGACGAGUUCUUCAACCUGGAGCUGGAGGUGAAGAAGCGGGACGACAUCAUAUCAAAACUGCAGAACCGCAUCCUGGAGCUGGAGGCGGAGCAGCAGGGAUUGGUGGGAUUGCAAGUGCAGCUACCACCGGAACACGGUGAUAUGCCUUAUCACAAGUCCGGAUCAUCUGGAUCUGGCAGUACCGGGUCCUCCAAUGAGCUACCGUUCAUGCGAGGUGACUCCCUGGACACCAUUUUCGCCUCCUCUCCACACUCCGACUCGGAUGCACCGCGACAACCGAAGACACGCAGUCGGAAACCUCGCACAUCGCCGCGCCAUCGUCAGCUGCGCAACCGACCCACCUGGGACGAAUCGACCGAUCAGGAAAGUUUCGAUCGCAAAGAUUCGCCACCGCUUGGUACGCGUCAGCAGGUCGGAACGGGUCCCUCGGGGCCACCACCUCCGGUACCACCGAGGCGGCUGUCUGCCACCGCAACAUCCACCACCACCGCCGUUACGAUGUCCGCUACCACGGACCGCAUCCGCAGUCCGUACCGGGAUCUGGUCAUUUCCGAACUCACGGGCAACAUUAUCUCGGACAGCGUGAUCGUGAACAUUGAGGCCACGUCCAGCUCGCAGUCGGAAUCACAGUCCGAAACCGAACAACCCUUCGGUGAGGAGAACGAGGAUGAGGAAGACGACGAGAAUGGGGAGGCGAGGCUGCUCAUGAGACGCGGUCGUCCACGGAGGCGCCAAACGGAAGACGACGAUGACAUCGACGACGAUGAGGACGAGGAUUGUGACGAUGAGGCGGAUCUGGGCGAGGAGCUCGAGGGCGAACUGGAGCAGGAAGCGGAAGAAGAGGAAGAGGCCGGCAACGAAGAGGAAGAGCAGGAGGAAGAAGAGCAAGAGGAGGAGGACGACGAGGAGGAGGAAGAGGAAGAGCUCAAUCACAACGACUGGGAGGUGCGGAUGCUGGCGGCGGAGUUGAAGAAGCGCGAAAGCAUCAGCACCGACUUCCCGAGCGAGCUGGAAGGGGGCGAUGGUUUGGUACGGCGCCGCAGCCACCGCAAGCGCAGCGACACCGACACGGACGGUAGCGACGGUACGGAGCGGGACGUGUUCGGCCGUCCCCGUGCCGGCAGCCUCGAUCAGCACAAUCUGCAGCGGCGGGCCGCAUUCGGACGUGCCGGACGAGCGCCCACCAUUGCGGGGCCACCGUCGACGAGUGGCCCAAGCGCGUCCCGGUCACGGGGUGGCCUCUUCAAGGCGUUGAGCUUCGACCGGGACAAAGAUCGUCUCUGAGAAUUAAGGCUUCACUGUGAGGUGUGCAUGUUUACGAGCAUCACCAAGGUCGUCGUGAUCGAGUGGCACGGUA
Messenger RNA from Anopheles marshallii, 6772 nucleotides. RefSeq lists its product as uncharacterized. Gene Ontology annotation, biological process: monoatomic ion transport; transmembrane transport. Gene Ontology annotation, molecular function: protein-containing complex binding; monoatomic ion channel activity. The record is from RefSeq and is a predicted model, not a curated record. The coding region runs from base 1 to 6699 and encodes 2232 amino acids. The transcript is spliced from 19 exons. Gene Ontology annotation, cellular component: membrane. NCBI's taxonomy places the organism in Eukaryota, Metazoa, Arthropoda, Insecta, Diptera, Culicidae.